Messenger RNA from Microtus oregoni (creeping vole), 1498 nucleotides. Its product is annotated as immunoglobulin-binding protein 1b-like. The transcript has a single exon. Gene Ontology annotation, biological process: regulation of dephosphorylation; regulation of signal transduction. The coding region runs from base 163 to 1197 and encodes 344 amino acids. The record is from RefSeq and is a predicted model, not a curated record. Lineage: Eukaryota; Metazoa; Chordata; Mammalia; Rodentia; Cricetidae. Gene Ontology annotation, cellular component: cytosol. Gene Ontology annotation, molecular function: protein phosphatase 2A binding.
AGAAGCAGGGUUUGAUGGCACCAUCUGUAAUCCCACCCCUCCGGAGGCUGAGGCAGGAGGACAGCCCAUUCCAGGCCAGGAACAGUUGCAUAAAAAGUUCCAAGCCCACCAGCGCUGAAGAGACUUCCGGCUUCCUACUUCCGGCUUCCUCCUUCCGGCAAGAUGGCAUCUGAGCAGGAGCUGCAGACGCCGAGGCUUCCGGACUUGCUGGAAACCGGCAGACAACUUCUGGAGGAGGUAGAAGCCUCAACACAACCCAUGGGCUCCAGGCUAAUCCAGGAUAAGGUAACGAGGGCCUUGGAACUCCUGGAGAAAGCCUCGGACAUGUUAUUGCAGCUCGAUAUGUUCAGCAGGAACGAAGAUUGGGAGGAGAUUGCUUCCGCUGACCUCAAGUACCUGAUGCUGCCGGCCCUGAAGGGCGCGCUCACACUGAAGCUGGUGGACACCACACAUCGCGUCAACCACCUGCAGCAGGCUCGAGACCACUUCAUGAACUUCCUAACCCAGAGCCACAACUACCACUUGGCAGAUUUUCAGCUGCCCUGGGGCCAGAGCAGCUCCCAGGAAAGCAACCAGCCCCCUUCAGCCCUCCUGGAGCCCAACCUUGUUGCCAUGGCAUCCCAGAGGCAGGCCAAAAUCCAGAGGUACAAGCAGAAUAAGGCGGUGGAGCAGAAGCUGGCUGCCCUGAAGUCAGCAGUGGAGAGUGGUCAGGCUGAUGACGAGCGUGUGCGGGAAUAUUACCUCCUUCAGCUGCGCAGGUGGAUCAACAUCAGCUUGGAUGAGAUCGAGAGCAUCGACCAGGAGUUAGAGAUCCUGAGGGAAAGAGACUCCUCCAGUGAGGCAUCAGCUUCUCGUUUGCCUCCUCAGGAGAGACCUCCAAUAAAACCCUUUGUCCUCACUCGGAGCGUUGCCCAAGCACAAGUGUUUGGAGCUGGGUACCCAAGUCUGGCCACUAUGACAGUGAACGACUGGUAUGAGCAGCAGCAGAAAUGUGAGGUUUUACCGUCAUCAGAUAAGGAAGUUGAAAAGCAAGCACCACCACCUGAUUCCCACAGAGUGGCUCAGCAAGAAGAAGAGCCGGAGCUGGAGCAAAAGGAAGAAGAGGAAGAUGAGGAUGCCCUCCACAGGAUGCAGCAGUGGGAUGACUGGAAGGACACCCAUCCUAGGGGCUAUGGCAACCGACAGAACAUGGGCUAACCUCCCCUCCAGUGGGAAAAGGAUGCUGGACCACUCAUCUCCUCACACAAGGGUAACCCUGUUCUCUUCCCUUGCUUGUGCCCCUCCUCCAGACGUGUGCAACAAAGGCAAAGAUACUGAGUCUUGUUUCGCAUUCAAUAAAGUACCGCUUUUGAGAUUUAUUUGCACCCUAUUUAAUAUCCGGUGCUCUCGUUUGGGCAUUAUUCUCAUGAAGGUAUAUUGCAGUUUCUUAAGCGGAUAGAAAGAGUGUUGAGAAAUGGUUGUGCAAGCAUUGACUGCAUGAUUUCUCUUUAAAAAAAAA